Orbilia oligospora ATCC 24927 is the source of this 435-nucleotide messenger RNA. RefSeq lists its product as uncharacterized. Lineage: Eukaryota; Fungi; Ascomycota; Orbiliomycetes; Orbiliales; Orbiliaceae. The record is from RefSeq and is a predicted model, not a curated record. The coding region runs from base 1 to 435 and encodes 144 amino acids. The transcript has 3 exons.
AUGAUGAACACAGGCGCAGACGAAGUUUCAUUGUAUGCGGACGAGUUUGAAAAAUAUUGGGCAGAGUCCCCUCUUAGCGAACAUGAAAGUACAGAAAUUGCUAAAGCGUAUAAAUCGUUCUGUGAAAAGCAAUGCAAAUACUUUGGAAAACUUGUAUCCUUGAGAACUACCCUCAAGGGCCUAGAAAAGGCGCCAUAUUUCCACGAGUUUGAGAAUAACAUCGAUGCGUGCCUUGCAAACGUGGAUGGAGCACAAAUCCAGCUAUAUGUCAGCAUGGAAGAGGCUAUUUCUGCAGACAAGCUUAAGGCACAAGAGUCGAAAGCUAUUUUGUUGAACUUGAAUAGUGCACAUGAUACAUUCGCAUUGUCGAUUAUGCGAGCCGUUUCAGCUUGGAGAGAUAGACCGGAGCCGGCUCCCUGUAGUCGAGCUGUAUGA